GGGGUGUUGACCGGCAAGUCGGCAGGAUGUUGCUUUCUCGACGCAAGUCGAGUAUGUAUCGCCGGGCGGGAGGCGGCGGGGGCGGCGGCGGGUUUCUCCGACUCCUGGGCAUUCUACCUUGGAAAUGCUCUCUCUUUCAGCUCUUCUUUAUUGUGCUGUUGCUGGGUUUUCUCUCCCUGUUGUGGCUGCAGUUCAGUUGCUCAGGGGAUGAGUCUAGAAGUCAAACAGCUGAGGCAACAGUGCCUCAAAAACCAUGUGUACUUGAGCCGCUACCUCCGAUUCCUGAAGAUCCAUCAUGGGGACCACAUCGCUUGGCAGUGUUGGUUCCCUUUCGAGAACGUUUCGAGGAGUUGCUGACUUUUGUUCCACAUAUGCAUCGCUUCCUCAGCGGGAAGAAAAUUCGGCAUCAUAUCUUUAUUCUCAACCAGGUGGAUCAUUACAGGUUUAACCGAGCAUCUCUGAUCAAUGUCGGUUUCCUGGAAAGUGGCAAUGACACAGACUACAUUGCCAUGCAUGAUGUGGAUUUGUUACCUCUCAAUGAAGAAUUGGAUUACAGCUUUCCAACAGCUGGUCCUUUCCAUGUAGCAUCACCUGAGCUGCACCCCCUCUAUCAUUAUAGCACCUAUGUGGGAGGCAUCUUGCUGCUCACCAAGCAACACUAUCAAAUGUGUAAUGGAAUGUCAAACCGUUUCUGGGGCUGGGGCAGGGAAGAUGAUGAAUUUUAUCGCCGCAUCAGAGCAGCUGGACUUCAACUCUUCCGACCCUCAGGUAUUACAAGUGGAUAUAAGACAUUCCAGCAUCUGCAUGAUCCAGCUUGGCGCAAAAGGGAUCAGAAGCGCAUUGCUUCCCAGAAGCAGGAGCAGUUCAAGAUAGACCGGACUGGAGGAUUGACUAACCUAAAAUACAGAAUAGAAUCACGCAUUUCACUGAGUGUGGCAGGAGCUCCCUGCACAAUUCUUAAUAUCUUACUAGAAUGUGACUCCAGUGAGACUCCCUGGUGUGCAUUUGGUUGAUAUGCUUACUAUACAGAGUGUCUGUCUUGUUUGCUGCUCUACCAGCUCAUGGCCAGAAUUGCAGCUCAGCUCUCGGAUGGCAAAUCCUUCCGUAGGAACCAACAACCACUCUUAACCGCCAGGACAAAGUGGUUAAAAAGAGAACUGAGGAUCUACACUAAUUGAUAAAGCAAAUGCAGGUCAUUACCUCUUCUACAAGGAUACUGCAAGUGGCAACAAUUUGCAGUGGUGACGGAAACAUUAAAUAAGCCAAGUGCCUUUCUAUCAGUUAGAAGGAUAUUGUCUUAGGUAGCUUCAAUCUCAACAAGCUGAAGAAACUGUGAACUCAGAGGCACUCUAGGAAUUAAAUUAUUGUUUCUCCACUAGCCAGGACUUGGAAGAUUUCUUUAUCCAGACUAAAACUCAAAGGAAUGUUAGAUGUUUGCUUCUCUUGUGAUAAUAAUAUGCAGAAAUAUCUGCUCCAAAAGGUUCUUAUACCCUAUUCUUCCUCUGGUGCCUCUUGAUAGUGCAUACUUUGCUUUCUGACUCCAGGAACUCAUGGCCGACCAUCUUAGCUAAUCUCAUUUUCAGAUCUUUUGAACUGUAAAUACAGCUAUUAAAACAAAUGGAUUGAA
Molecule: messenger RNA, 1627 nt
Organism: Ahaetulla prasina
Lineage: Eukaryota; Metazoa; Chordata; Lepidosauria; Squamata; Colubridae
Gene: B4GALT7
Product: beta-1,4-galactosyltransferase 7
Exons: 6
Coding region: 27-1013 (328 amino acids)
Biological process (GO): carbohydrate metabolic process; proteoglycan biosynthetic process
Molecular function (GO): xylosylprotein 4-beta-galactosyltransferase activity
Source: RefSeq, a predicted model, not a curated record